Messenger RNA from Ipomoea nil (Japanese morning glory), 1878 nucleotides. RefSeq names its product transmembrane protein 128. The transcript is spliced from 4 exons. Bases 832 to 1398 code for a protein of 188 amino acids. Lineage: Eukaryota; Viridiplantae; Streptophyta; Magnoliopsida; Solanales; Convolvulaceae. The record is from RefSeq and is a predicted model, not a curated record.
GAAAAAUUAUUAUAGGUGUAGCAAUGAAUCCAAUGAUCCCAAAAAUUAUGGCUUAAAAUACGACGAGACGCGGAAAAGCAAAUUAGUUUCAAAAAUUGAAGAUUAAAAUAGAUUGAAGUGAUUAAACCAAAACAUUCCGAGUUGGAAGAGAGGUAAAACAAGUAACGAACAGAAUCUGUGAAUGAUUCCGUGGCUCGCCCUCUUCCAACCCUACCAAAGCCUCUGAAAACUGCUUAUCAAAGCUGUUCGUGCUCCAAACAGGUGCCUGAUUCUUGAGUAUUUGUGUUGGUAAUGUAAUGUAAUGUAAUGUUCAGCCAUCUACUCUUCUUUUCAUCUGCAUUGAAUUGAUUGCUCGCUCCUUUUCAUUUCUAAAUCCCCAAGGGUUUCUGGCGAUUUUUUCGGUGUUUUCAAAUUCUUGAAUCUUUGGGGACUUCUCGAGGAAGUGAAGGCAUUGGAGCAGGGUGUACUCAUAAGAGGCUUCCGAUUUUGAGUGAUUUUUGGUUAUGCAUGAAUUGGGUUGUGGGAAAGAUUUUAUCUUUGAUGUGAGUUUUAUCAAAAUUUUGUAUUUCUUUGAGAUUGAAGACGACUAGUGUUAUUAUUUUGUUGGCUUGAACGACAAUUUUGUUCUGUUUCUAGUUGCCCCUUAUACUAUUGUUCUAGAGGUGGCAUUGUUUCAUUGUUUACAUCUGAAUUCACAUUGUACAAUUGCUGUGGGUCUAUUAAAAUUUGAGGUCUUUGAUUGGUGCUCCUUUGGUAAGACUACAAUUUUCUUGAAUGAAAUUUUGAGAGAGAGAGCUAGAAUUAACUUUUUGGUUAGAUUCUAUUGUGAAUAUGUCGGGUGGAUCACCAACUGUUGGAGGUGGGUACAUGAGGCAGAGGUACAGUCAAGGGUAUUUUUCAAGUGGUGAUGACCUUGAGGAUGAUGCCUGUUCUAGAAUAUUUAUGGAAUCACCUUCAUUCCCAACUACACGAACAUGGGUUGAGAUUGUAGAAAAUUUUCUUUGGAUUAGUUCAGCACUUUUUAUCAUCUACUAUGGCGAUCGGCACUACAAUUUCAUUUACAUACUUUGGCAUGAUAAUCGCAUAAGGAGAAUACCAUUGUAUGUGGGAAUGUUUGCUGUCGGCUUGAAUAGUCUCUUUUUCUUGUAUACUGGUACAUUAGCCUGGGGAAUCAGAAAAUCCAGUGAGAACUGGGAAAUUUCAAGUGCAGCUGCUUUGCCAUUUGUAACUGUUAAUGGACUCGUAUCAUUCUGCUUGUUCGUGUACGCAUUGUGGCCUAUUUGGAGUUUCUUGACUCUCCCUCUCGUGUUCACUCUGUUUAUGGCUUGCAUGGUUAUAUUUCCAUAUUUGGUCCUUGGGACAUUUAAGCCUCAAGCAGACAUGCUUCGUACAGAUUAGACGUUAUUGGACUCGUUAGGACAGUAUAUCCCCAAGCUGACUUAGUUGGAUGGUGUGUGCAAUUAUAUGGACGGUUAUCUCCAGUUCUUGUGAGGUUGAAGCCUUCUUUUGAGAUUGUUGCCGAAAAGGAGACUCGUUCCAGCACAGAUGCAAUGUAUCAUAGGAGUUUGCUCCAUUUACCUAAUUUAUUAAUUCUUCCUUCUUCACCUCCCCUCCCCAAAAGAGUAAGUAAAUAAGUUGUAUUUAAGGCUUUUAGAUUUGGCAGUUCUGCUGGAACCUUGUAGUCGACAGAAGAACCUAUAUGAAAUCAAAACACUCGGAAAUUUGUCAAUGUUUUCACUGGCAGAAAAGAAAAGUAGAAAUGGGUAGAAAGAAGGACAGAAGGAAGCAGGUAGCGGGAUAAAAACCAUGCUUCACAUCGUCUUUAAUUAUUGUAAUACUAUCAAUAUGAAAAGUUUCAUUAUACUUGUUUCUGUCCAA